UCUUUGUACAGAAUGUUACUGUGAAGCCAAUGAUAUAUGAAGCUUUUUUAGUAUAUGAAGACUGGUCAGUAACUUACUAACUUGUCUCCCCUAUAAAUCAUUGCACCCACUUCUGCCAUAAAGCUAACCUUCAGGCCCCAAGACUUUCAGUUUACAAUCCGAGAGAGAGAGAGAGAUACCAGAGAUUGUGUGUGUAGCUAGAAGCUAAGAAAAGACAAUGGAGGGGAAAGAAGAGGACGUGAAACUAGGAGCGAACAAGUUCUCAGAGAGGCAACCCAUAGGGACAUCGGCACAGACGGACAAGAACUACAAGGAGCCACCGCCAGCACCAUUGUUUGAGCCAGGGGAGCUCCAGUCCUGGUCCUUCUGGAGGGCUGGCAUUGCCGAGUUCAUCGCCACCUUCCUAUUCCUCUACAUCACUGUUCUUACUGUCAUGGGUGUCGCCACCUCUCCCAAGUGUGCCUCUGUUGGUGUUCAGGGCAUUGCUUGGGCCUUUGGGGGCAUGAUCUUCGCCCUUGUUUACUGCACUGCUGGUAUCUCAGGUGGACACAUAAACCCGGCUGUGACAUUCGGUCUCUUCCUUGCGAGAAAGCUUUCCCUGACAAGAGCACUAUUCUACAUCGUGAUGCAAUGCCUGGGUGCAAUCUGCGGUGCAGGUGUUGUAAAGGGGUUCCAGAAAACACAGUACGAACUUCAGGGUGGUGGAGCCAAUGUAGUGAAACCAGGUUACACCAAGGGUGAUGGCCUUGGAGCUGAGAUUGUUGGCACUUUCGUUCUCGUUUACACCGUUUUCUCUGCAACUGAUGCUAAGAGGAAUGCUAGAGACUCCCAUGUCCCUAUCUUGGCUCCGCUUCCAAUUGGGUUUGCAGUGUUUUUGGUGCACUUGGCUACCAUCCCCAUCACUGGAACUGGCAUCAACCCUGCCAGGAGCCUUGGGGCUGCCAUCAUCUUCAACAAAGACCACGCAUGGGAUGACCAGUGGAUCUUUUGGGUGGGACCGUUCAUUGGAGCUGCACUUGCUGCCCUUUACCACCAGAUAGUCAUAAGAGCCAUCCCAUUCAAGACCAGAGCCUGAGAACUCCGCUUGUGUUUCAUAUUGAUCUUGUGCUUUGUUUAGACCAUGUUUGCUGUCUUGUUCUCUCUCUCUCUCUCUCUCUCUCUCUCUCUGUGUAUUAUUGUUAGGGGUUAGAAUUUGAUGGGUUGAUUAUGUGCAUAAGGGAUGUGAAUUUGCAACGUUUUCUGAAUGUAGUAUUCCUUGAACUUUAAUGCAUGCCUGUUCUUCACUA
Molecule: messenger RNA, 1286 nt
Organism: Carya illinoinensis
Lineage: Eukaryota; Viridiplantae; Streptophyta; Magnoliopsida; Fagales; Juglandaceae
Product: aquaporin PIP1-1
Exons: 4
Coding region: 218-1075 (285 amino acids)
Biological process (GO): transmembrane transport; response to water deprivation
Cellular component (GO): plasmodesma; vacuole; plasma membrane
Molecular function (GO): water channel activity
Source: RefSeq, a predicted model, not a curated record